AUGCCAAAAAGCGCCAACGAUCCCGACAUGAGCCACAUGAGAAGCAGUGAUUUCAAGCUCGUGUAUGAAUUUAAUGAUGAUACCUACUUGUUGGUUGAUGCAUUGGAAAAGGAUUAUAUUCACUCUCAUUUACUAAAAACAUUGACAGGAAAAGAAAAUUCACCUCAACUGAAAUUUUGUUUGGAAAUUGGAUGCGGUAGUGGUUAUGUAACGACUUUUGUUUAUAAAUUAUUGAAUUCGUGUUAUGAGAAAUUUUUAAAAUCGAGUGGAGUUUCAUUUUGCUUGUUGUGUACAGAUAUUAAUCCAAAUGCAGCAGCAAUGACUUGGAAAACAUUUGAACGGAACAUGAAACAAAGUCCAAAAUUUAUUCCGUCUUUGUUCGAUGUGGUUUUGUGUGAUUUUGCCUCUGCUUUUGAGAAACGACUCAAAAAUAAGAUUGAUUUGCUCAUUUUCAAUCCUCCAUACGUUCCAUGCGAGAAGGAUGAAAUGGGGUUCAGUGAUGUGAGAGCUGCCUAUGCAGGUGGAGAAAAUGGACGUGAGGUAAUUGAUCGAUUUCUGCCAAUGGUCAAAAAUAUUCUUUCUCCAAAUGGAGUGUUUUAUUUUGUUCUGAUUGAAGAUAACAAUCCUCAGGAAAUUAUGAAAUUAAUGUCACAGGAAGAAUAUGGAUCAUUUCAAAGCAGUGUGGUCUUGAAAAAACGAGUUCAAGGGGAGCAUUUGUAUAUUGUUAAAUUUGAAGGAUCUACAAGGAAAUAA
Molecule: messenger RNA, 753 nt
Organism: Naegleria fowleri
Lineage: Eukaryota; Heterolobosea; Eutetramitea; Acrasida; Naegleriidae
Exons: 1
Coding region: 1-753 (250 amino acids)
Biological process (GO): methylation
Cellular component (GO): eRF1 methyltransferase complex
Molecular function (GO): nucleic acid binding; S-adenosylmethionine-dependent methyltransferase activity; protein methyltransferase activity
Source: RefSeq, a predicted model, not a curated record